CUUGAACUCCCCCCACUCCAGACCACCGCAGAACCACAGCAACAAUGGCCGCACGAAGCGCAGCUCUCAAGGUCGACUGGGCCAAGAUCACGACGUCGCUGGGCCUGCGCGGCCAGACGGUGGCCGGACUUCAGGCCUUCAAGAAGCGCAACGACGACGUCCGCCGCAAGGUGCAGCUCCUCUCGGAACAGCCGACCACGGUCGACUUCGCCUACUACCGCUCCGUGCUCAAGAACCAGGCGAUCGUCGACGAGAUCGAGAAGCGCUUCAACGCCUUCCAGCCCGCCACCUACGAUCUCAACCGCCAGCUCAAGGCCAUCGAGGCCUUCGAGGUCGAGGCCAUCAAGAACGCCGAGGCCACCAAGGCCAAGGUCGACCUCGAGCUCAAGGAUCUCGAGAAGACGCUCAAGAACAUUGAGGAGGCCCGGCCGUUUGAGGACCUUACCGUCGACGAGGUCGCCGCCGCCGAGCCCAGCAUCGACGAGAAGACCUCCAAGCUCGUGUCCAAGGGCCGCUGGUCCGUGCCAGGCUACAAGGAGAGAUUCGGCGACCUCUCCGUGCUAUAAACGAUCCGCUGCCCGAUUCCCCUUUUUCUUUGUGUACUCUAGCAUUGUAGAUAGCCCGAGCGCUGAGGGAGGGCUCCUGGCCGGAGGGGGAGGACAAAUUUCACAUUAUUAAUCGAACCGAUUCCAUUUCCGGCACGUCUGUUCUGUGUGUUGUGCGCCUGUCUAGCUAACCCCAGGCCCUCGCUCUGCUAUGACUGCUUCUGACAACACCCUCGGCCCUCCGACUACCCUCCUGCUCUUCCCCAUGGAUUGAGCUUGAUCUCACCCUGCUUCGGAACUGCUGCCGAGAUU
Molecule: messenger RNA, 857 nt
Organism: Thermothelomyces thermophilus ATCC 42464
Lineage: Eukaryota; Fungi; Ascomycota; Sordariomycetes; Sordariales; Chaetomiaceae
Exons: 3
Coding region: 45-566 (173 amino acids)
Biological process (GO): proton motive force-driven ATP synthesis
Molecular function (GO): proton transmembrane transporter activity
Source: RefSeq, a predicted model, not a curated record